Messenger RNA from Microplitis mediator, 6569 nucleotides. Its product is annotated as homeobox protein 5. The record is from RefSeq and is a predicted model, not a curated record. Lineage: Eukaryota; Metazoa; Arthropoda; Insecta; Hymenoptera; Braconidae. The transcript is spliced from 4 exons. The coding region runs from base 2539 to 5370 and encodes 943 amino acids.
UCACUUGUUCUGAUGAUCGAAUUGGUUUAUCAUUAGACUCUAUUGUUUUUACAAUUAUCCCAAAAGGCAUUAAACCAAGUAUUUUAAAAAAUAUUAUUAUUAAAUAAAAUAAUAUGUUAUUAGAUUUUAAAUAUAUAUUAAAACUCAUCAUUUGUCAAUAGCAGCAAGCUUACGGUACAACUGAAACUUCAAAACUGAGGAAAAAAAAAAAAUGUACAUAUUUAUGAUAAGAUAUAUAUUUACUAAUAUUUACAAAAAAUGGGGGUGAAUUUUAAAUGUAAUAAAUCAACAAUCGUUAUCUAUACGAAUUAAUCUAAUUGCACGGCGCUUGUCACUGGUUGUUCGUUUUAUGGGAACGUUGUAUACAACUCGAUAACUUUUCUUAAUUAAUUAAACAUGCUUAAGUACAUGUUACCUAAUUACAUAAACACCCAACUUAUAAAAAUUAUACAAUUAAAAAAAUUAAUUUUAUUUUAAAUCAAACUGGAUGAUUACAAUUAAAGUCACAACUAUUAUUGAGUAUUUGCCAUGAUGCUUUAACUUGUAUUAACUAACAGAUUAUAGUUACGGUUAAAUACAUGUAUCAUUUAUUCAUUUUAUUUUUAUAUUAUUGAUCGAGCAAAUCUUGUCACUCAGAUAUUUAUAAAUAAAUACUCAACAAUAUGAUGUAUGAUAUCUAUAUGUUUCCAGCAGGAUAUAUAGAACAAAAUACAGGGAUAACGCGAUAGAAUAAUAUACUGUAAGGCUUUGUUAUUUUCUAUACAAUAAAAAAUAUAGUUAACUAAAUAAUUUAUUUAUGGAUAUAAUGGAAUAUGAUGAUCAAAGCGUAUAGCAAACCAAUUUCACGUUAAAAACAUCGCCCACACAUUGCCACCACCAUAUUCAUCAUCAUCAUCAUCAUCAUCAGCAGCAGCAACAGCAACAACUAACUGCCACUAGUUGUGGUAAUCUGUGUGUAUACUCGUUUUCUUUCUACCUUUAUAUUUAUUUAUUAUCUCUUUCUCACAAACUCCGCAUAAGGAAACGGAAUAAUAGAAUCCCAGGUAUUCAGGAGUCGAAAAAAAAAAAAAUACAAAGCUGAACAAGUUUAAAGUAAAAAAAAAAAAAAAAAAAAAAAAAAAAAAAAAAAACAACAAAAUAAAAUAAAUAAAAAAAGUAUCAAGAAAUGCCUCAAGUGGAUUAUUCAGCUGAUGGUUGUCAUUUGGUAGUAUUUUAUACUAAAACGUGUCGCUUCUUCUCGACCAUGACGACUAAAUUCCGGGUCAUGUACUGCUCACUGCACCUACGCUAUUAAAUUUUAAUACUACUCGUAAAUUAUUAUUAUUAUAAAUUAUUUUUGUUUUACAUUGGUUAUGCUUGAUAAUUUAAAUAAUCGAAAUUCCCAAAUAGAGAAUGAAUGUUUGAUAUUUUUUUUAAACUCGUGGAUUGAGAAUUUGAAAUACCCGGAUACUAAAAGACUUGGGUUGGGAGUUACCACCAAUAAGAGUAACGUAGUCGAGAUGUCUCCCGCGGCUAAAGUUUUUUUAAGUAAUGUCAGAGUUUAAUAUAUAUAGAUAUAUAUAUGCUCUCUAUGUCAGUUAUUCGCGGAGGCGUUCACAUACAUUAUAUUAUUAUAUUCCUUAUAGGCUCAAGUAACUCGUCGCCCACACUUACAAUAUAUAGUGUCCCAAUACCUGCGUCCCAACAAUAUGUCAACAGCAACUAAACUUUCCACUUUCAAUAAUAAAUAUAUUUUAUUUACUUUUUAAAAUAAUUAUACUGUCUGGUUAUAUGGACAGUAAAAUAAAUAACUUAUUGAAUUUUGAUAAUCACCAAAUAAAACUUUGUGGAAUCAAAUUAAAAAAAAAAAAUGAUUGUCACAAGUGUUAAAAUAUACUUUAGAUUGUAGAUAUAGAGAGACGAUUGAAAUAGAGAUUAUGAUGAUAGACGACAAGUUAAGAAAUGGGAGGAUAUCAGAUACAGUAAAGCAAAUAAAAAUGAAUAUUGCACAUUACUAACUAUAGUAGCUACUCUGAUGGUGAAGGCUGAUGGCUGAAGAGAAGAGAAGAGAAGAGAAGAAAAGAGAAGAGAAGAGAAGAGAAGAAACAAGAGUGUUGUACGCUAUUUUACAGUUGCCACGGGCACACCGCCCGAUAUGGAGCAAUCUCAGAUUUCCAUCCGCCCAAAUCAAGAAUAUACGUCCGCGCCCCCGCGCUAUUCUGUUCCCGUAGCUGCUCAACCUCUAAGAGAGUACUCUCGUGACUCUCGGCCUAGCCGGGGUUGCUCAUCCCGUAUCUGUACUUUUAUACAUACAUCCAUAUAUAUCUAUAUAAAUACGUAUAUCAAUGUAUAUAUUUAUAUAUACACAUAUAAAUAUACACGCGGGAAAUUUGUUAUCUUUUAUUGAUUGUCAAAAAUAUUAAAUAAAUAUUACCGGGCAUUAUUUAUUUAUAUAUUUUCAAUAACUAUGUGAUAUUGAUACUGAGGAUUAUGUGAAUAGUGUGUUAUUUAUAUUAUAAUUUAAAUUAUUGACAAGGUUAUUAAUUAUUUGUUGUGUACAUGUUGCCAGAAAACGCUUUUCCCGUCACAGGGGGAAUUAUGCAGACUGAGGAAGUGCCGCGUGCACAGACUACUGGAAUAGAUGGAUCGUUGACAGACAGUUCGUCUUAUCAGCACUCUUUUAAUAUCUCUCCACUUCUACAAACCUCAUUGCCAGCUUCAGUUCCUAUGGCAGUUAAACAAGAGCCUAAAGAAGACAGCGACGAUCAUCGUGAUAAUAAUAAUAUUCAUAGAUCCAGUUCUAAUGAGGCACUUAAGAGUCUGCAAGAAGAUCCGAGCGUCUUACCAGCUCCAACUGUUGAAGUAACGCAUCUCCAUCAUGCUGCGCACGAUAAUACUUUACAGCAUUCACCGCAAUUACAACAACAUCACCAUCAGAAUCAAAAUCAGAAUCAGAAUCAGAAUCAGCAGGAUAAACAGACAGACUAUAGUAUUUCAGAACGAACCAAUCAGGAUCAAGGUAGAUCAAGAACAAGUCGUGGCCGAAGAAAAUCACGUUGGAAACUUAAAUUUCACCACCAAGCCCUCCCACCCGAAUAUUUGGACCACUACGAAGCUGCAUUAGCCCAAGAAGCCUUAAACUCAUCACCAACACACGGACAGGACACAUCUAUGGUAUCAAGUCCUACUACGCCAACAACGUCAACUUUGACAACGCCGACGAUUCCGAGUUCAGUACCCAGUUCAACUGACGUUCAAGGCUGGUUGCAAAGAAUAACAGCUAUGCAGCAAGAACUUUGUCCCAGAGUAGUUAGUUGUUCAAAUGACACGACAAUGCACUCUAAUUUACGCAGAUCAGUCAUAACAUCUCAGUCAUCAUCUCAUACUUAUUCUUCUCAACAACCUCAUUAUCAGCUAAAUAAUAAAAACAACAACAACAAUAAUAAUAAUAAUAAUAAUCAUAAUAAUCAACAAUCGACAGUAGUAGCACAAUCGACUUCAAGACCGCCUAUGAAGUACUCAGAUUUACCUUACAUGGGGGAGAUUACCUUGGACAAUAGUAAACCACGUCGUGGAAGAAAACCCAAGAAGGCGGACAUAUGUCAUCUUAUCUAUAAGAAUUAUGGAACAAUACUACCAGGUACGCCGGGUCACGACGACAAAAAACAACAAUUACAGCUACUACCACCAGCAACCACCGAGUCACGAUCAUCUGACCAUCCCCAUCCUCAUUCUCAUUCUCAUAAUAAAAAUAAUAAUAAAAAUAAUAAAAAUAAUAACAACAACAACAACAACAACAAUAAUAAUAAUAAUGAUAAUAAUAAUAAUAAUAAUAAUAAUAAUAAUAAUGAUAAAUUAAAUCCUCAAAUUUCAAUGCAACGAACUGACAUACAAAAUCGGAUCAGUAGCUUACUUGAGAAACGUUUAACUCAAGAACGUCGUGCUGCCACAACCGAUGAAGGGAGUUGUGAACAAGAUGAACCGCUUAAUUUGUGCAUUAAAGAUUUAAAUCAACUUAAAAUAAGGUUAUCGAAAAAACACGGUGUUUAUGAACAUGGACACGUAAAAAGUGAAACAUGUAGUGAAGAUGGUGAGGAUAUUGAGUGUCUUGGUUCUAAGGAACGUUUUACUUUAAAAAAUAAUAAUAAUAAUGAUUCAAAUUUUGUUUACUGGCCAAAUGGUGUAUUUAUAAAUCCAAUGACACUUGAAUCACAAUUUUUAUAUUAUCAAAAAAUGGGUGAAAAUAAUAGUGAGGAACAGAAACAGCAAAAAGAAGAUAAAAAAAUAGUUGUACCCAAGUCAAUAUAUACGAUGAUAGAUAAGAACCCUACGACGUUACAUUCCCCAGCAAUAACGACGACAUCAUCAUUAUCAUCAUCACCAUCGUCGACAUCAUUAUCAUCAUCAUCAUCAUCAUCGUCAUCGUCCUCAUCACCAACAAGUCCAGUGGCAGUAGUACCAUCACCGGUAUCUGCAAUAGCAUCAACAUCAACAUUAACAUCAACAUUAACAUCAACACCAUCAGUGGCUGUGCCAAUUUCACCAAGAGCUAAACGUAUUGCACCUAUAGGCAAUCCAUUGAUUCAUCAGCAACCAACAAAACGUAAACGGUCAGCUAUAUUUAUACCACCAAUGCCAACAGAAAAUACAAAUAAUCCAGCUACAGAAGUCAGUAUAUGUAAAUUUAAAUUUACCGGUGGUGCUAAACCGAGCUUACAAGAAAAAAAAAGUUUGUCUGUCGAUUCGGGAGGUAAUUUUCGUUAUUAUAGCGGGACUGGUGAUAAAAGUAUGCGUGGAUAUGAGUUUUUUCCACGUGAAUCACUUCAACAACCUGCUGGACAAGCCACCAGUGGUACUUCUGCAGCAGGUACUUUUUUGAACGCUGCUGGUGAAAAAAUUCAACCGCCAGGUUUGGUAGUAUCACAGUCUGUGGCUUCCACUUUGCCUUCAAAAAUAAUUAUAAAUCAGCAUCAACAACAUGAGGAUGUCCGGAAAAAGAGAAAAACUCGAAAAUCACUUCAACGUGAAAAAUUAGAACAAACAUUUAAAGAAAAAGGUUUUCUUAUACAAACACAGCAAUUAGAAUCUGCAGAAGGUGCAACUUACUGUAAAUUUCGGCAGCUGAGAAAAUUUACCCGAUAUCUGUUUAGAAGUUGGAAAGAUUAUUUACCUGGUAAUGUAUGUGAUUUAAGUGGAGGAGUAGGAGUAGGAGUAGGAGUAGGAGUUAACGCUCCUGGUGGAGAUGUCGAGUCACUUGAUACUGAGGUUGAGACCGUUGAGAGAGAUCAUUCCGCGUCACCUCUUUCUCUUUCUCUCUCUCUUUCGGGUAGUAUAGUCGAUAUACAUAACGCUAAUGUUAAUCUUGAGCAACGUCAAACACAGCUCACAUAAACACAUUAAUAUAUAACACCCCUUACCUACUGUUUUUCUCUUUUUAAAACGGAUUUGCAUUUACAUGUUUAUUUUUAUUUUUAAUAUUAUCUUUUAUCUUUGUUUUUAGUUUUUGUUAAUUUUUUUUUUAUGAGGCCUAAAGUACAAUGACUUGAAGUGGCUCGUGCUAAAAUUGCUUCUUUUAAUGCUCAUAAUAUUUUUUUCUCUAAAUAAAUUUUACUUAGCACUAUUAUAUUAUUUUAAAAUUUUAAAAUAAUAAAUUACCUGGUGAAAUUAUUUUUUAAUACACUAGUGUAAAUAAAAUUUAAAAAAAAUUUAUUUUUUUUAAUAUGAUUUUUUUGCUUAUUUUAUAUAAGUUAAACUUGAUUAAUAAGUUUAAUUUAUGAGUUUAUAAACUCUGUGCUUGCAUUGAAAAUAUCACUAAUGUUUCUAAACUAUUAAUUGUUAAAGUUAAAAUGAAAUAAUAUUUAAGUCAAAUGAAAAUAAAUAAAUAAUAAUCGGGUAUAAAACCCGAUGCCAAAGAUGGGAAUGAUGUAAAUAUAUGAAAAAGUUUAUUAACCAAAGACCAAUAUUUGUGCCUUAUUUUUUGAUAAAUAAAUUAAAGUCACAUCAGCAGGAUUUUAUUUUUAUAAAAUUUAAAAAAAAAUUUAUUUUAAAUCUUGCAUUUGUUGAUUAAGUGAGUGAGACUAAUGAAAUUUAUAAAUGGUUGUCAUAUUUUUUUAACUUUAUUUAAUUAUUUAUCGGAUUCUAGUCUUAUUUAUAUACUUGGUUAAUUAUAAGUUAUUCGUUAUUAUUAUUAUUAAUAUCAUCUUCUAUAUAUUUAUAUUUAUAAAUUAUUAUAAAAUUGUAAGAAAGUACAUUAUUGCAAUAGUCAUUGUUAUGUAAAUAGUAAAAAAAAAAAAAAAAAAAGUUAUAAAAUGUGACUUUUUUUGUUAUAGAAAUAAAAUAAUAAUAAUUGUAAGUGAAAAUAAAUUUUAACGCCUUUUAUUCAUAAAUAAGUUAAAUGUAUAAGCUCACUGCAUUAAAAAAAAAAAAAAAUUGUUUGUAAUAAUAAAUAAAUCUAUGUAAUGUUAAUACAAAUGGUCAUUAAAAUAAAUGAAAAGUUUUUUUUUAAUUUAUUCCAUACUUAUAAAAUAAAGAAAUUUCUAAUUUUAUUUAUAUAUAAGUUGUAGCAAAACUAAAUUAACUUUUUUAUAAAA